CACUUGUCAACACAGGAAACCAUCCAUGGCGUAAACAACGAAUAUUGCAAAUGCAUGAUGGAAAGUACGUACGCGAAUGACAACGAAUCUUUCAAGAAAUUUUUAUUGGAUUUUUGUACAAAUGUAAUUGUAGAGACUGAAGAGAGUGAAGACCUUCCUUUUCGACUGGUGAGCAAACAGUUAACUCCAGAUGAGUUGGAAGCCGAGACCUUGGAAUGGAGCAUUCGUUAUUUAUCAAAAUACCACUGUCCACAUACUUUGACAGCAGCAAUAUCCCGGUCUGUCCACAACCUUGUACGGAAUAUUGACGUCAGUGAACUUCAGGAAUCCAAGACAGAAGAGGUGAAGGAUGAUGGGUCUGAUAUUAUAGCAGAAGAACAGGAAAUAGUUUUAGAUGCCAAUAAAGUAUGUGAUGUUGUUAUAGACUGUGUUCAUGAUGUUUGUAAAUUGUGGAAAGAUGAAUUGCCAGAGUUAUCUCCCCCUCAACAGUUGUUAUAUGCAUGCACACAUGAAAUCAAGAAUACUCGACGGAAGAUGGAAGAUCGACACGUCUUACUACCGGACCUCAACACAUUGUUUGAUUUAAGACAUAAUGAACGCCAGUCCUUCUAUGCUGUGUUUGAUGGCCAUGCUGGUAUUGAGGCAGCUAACUAUGCCGCUGCCCAUGUACCUUACCAUUUUGUACAGAGCAGUGCAUUCCCCAAGGAUCCAGAGGGAGCGCUAAAAGCUGCAUUCAAAUCAACAGACGAAAAAUUUAUUGUCAAAGCAGUUAGAGAGAGGAUAAAGAGUGGAUCAACGGGAGUUUUAGCUUUUAUAGACAAAAAUAAACUACAUAUAUCCUGGGUCGGUGAUUCUCAAGCUGUUCUUGUGAAGAAUGGACGACCAGUCACAGUUAUGAAUCCACAUAAACCAGAAAGAGCGGAUGAGCGUGUUAGAAUACAAAAUCUUGGUGGUUAUGUUUUAAACAUGGGUGGAGUCUGGCGAGUAAAUGGCAUGUUGUCCGUGUCAAGAGCCAUAGGAGAUUUAGCUCAGAAGAAAUUUAUCAGCAGUGAUGCAGAUGUGACCACUGUCGAUUUAGAUGGGACAGAAGAUUAUCUAAUUUUAGCAUGUGAUGGAUUAUGGGAUGUUGUCAAUUUUGAUAAGGUGGUUCAAAUUGUAUAUGAAUAUGUUCAAUCAGUCAACGGAGAGUUGAGUGGGUUAGCUAAACAUCUUGUCUUAACAGCAAAGGAUUUAGGAUCCAGUGAUAACAUAACUGUAACUGUUGUUUUCUUUAAGCCUGAUAUUAGUCCGCCUCAAAUACCUCAGUUGUUUAAUUUCGGCAUAUCAGAAUCUCAGGGAAAAACCGAUUCAAACGAUAAUGCCAGUCCCAGUUCAGAUGGUAAGGGAAAUAACUCUGAUAAGUCUCAAAGUUCUAAUAACCAAUCAGAUAGCACCUCAGGGAAAGCACCAACAGACAGUAAUGAGACUUUAGAUAUUGAACAAUCAGAAUUUAUAUCUACUGACUUUUUUGCUGGUUCUCUUCUAAAGAAACCAGUAUUAAUGAGAAAGGAACCAGUAUUUAUCAUUGAUAGUACUAUGGACAAACAGAAACAGCCAUUUGUGCCAUCACCAAUGAAAUUAGAGUCUCAGCAUAGCACUAUAAUGGGAUUUCGACAACAGUUUGAAACUAUUUCAGUAACUGAUUUGAGAGAUCAUUUAGUGGGUUCACCUUCAAAAAACCACCACAAAAUGGAUGUUACCAGUACUGAAGUAGAGGUUACACAUGUGCCCACAAAAGUAGAAGUAGAGGUUACACAUGUGCCCUCAAAAGUAAACAAUGAUCAUGUUACCAGGUCAGAAAACCAUGAUACAAAGGAAAAUAUAUAUGAAUCUGAACAAAGCUCACUUCACUCAGGGUAUACUGUGACUUCAAAGCAUUCUGAACCAUAUUUUAACCAAUCUAUCUUUUCCCCGCGGAAAAAUCAUCAUAGUCACAGAAGGAGAAAGAAAGACCAUGAACAGCAUGAAUCUUCACAACUAAGUAAACGUAGCAGACGGCAACGGGAGUUAUCUCCCAUUAUAUGGAAUUUCACCGGCAUCACUAAGCCUUCGGUUCACAAUUAUAAAAUGAAUUAUGGAAAAACCUCAACAUUUGCAACUCCACGAUAUUCACUGCAUUCUCAGUUAAGUGAAACACCAAUAACUGUACGCCAAUCUUUGCCAGACCUUUCUGUUUCAGGGAUUGAUAAAUACAAGUCGUCAAGGACAUUUCAAGAUUUCCGUCAAAGAGAUUCUGGAACUUAUUCAGUGAGUCAGUUCAUUGAUAUGAGCCCUAGUCGAACAGUUGCCCAUGUAUCAAAAUCAGAUACAUCUCUUCAAAAGCUGCCUAAGAUUAAAGUCAAUGGCACUCAAUCUGAUCCACAUUCCAGUACCAAGUUCUCAUCUACGUGGAAACCAAAAAGACACGGGAAAAUGAUCAGUGGAAAUAUGUCUGAUGCCCCUCCUACACCUUUAGAUAAUCGUAGACUUCUUCAGGAUAGACAAAACUGAUAAAAGAAAUACACAACUCAAACACAUACAUGUAAAUACUUUUCUCAGGAUGCUGUGUUGAAAUUUGAGUGCGCUUAGUUGGAACUCAUUUUAUCGAUUUUAUUUUAAAAUAUUGCUGUGGGACUAUGUGCAGAAGUUUUUGCAUAUUUUGGUGAUGUUUAAUUAUUAUAUGUACUUGUAAGAUGGUUAACUCACAUUAUUACUGUUUUUUUUUUGUCUCAUUUGUAUGUAUUUAUCAAGUAUAUUAAGUAAGAUAUCUUUACACAUUUAUGCAAUUUUAUUUUGAUGUAAUUUGAAAGUAUACUGUAGAUAUUUUUGAGAUAUUGGUGCAUAAACGUUUCCUGCCGGGGUGGAACUGUGCAUCAAAUUUCAAUGCACCUUUUACAUCAAUUGUUGAUGUAUGCAAACUAUUUAUGUGGGGGUGGGGGUAAUUUUUGUACAUUCUAUGUGAUCACGAAAUUAUCAAGGAAGAAUUUUGUUGUGUGUAUGAAGGCACUUAAUUUUAUAUCAUGAAACAUUCAGUUGAUUAAUUCAAGUCUUGUUUAGUAGAUUUUAUAAAUGCUUUUGUUAUGAACCAAGAGAUUUUAUUUUAAUUGACUCUUUUGCUGGUAUAAAUUUUCAUUUUUAUCAAAAUGAGAUGAAAAUGGAUUUGGAAAAAGAAAGGAAAAAUUUUGUUUAUAAGAAAAUAUUUUGGCUCAUUUUACAUGUAUUGCUUUUCAAUAUAAAUUUACUUAAUCUUAUUCUUAAGGUGGUACCUAACACUUCAGGGAGAUAACUCUGUAAAAAUCAGCUAAACGUUUUAAUUACGUUGUAUUGUUAAGGAAAUAUUAAGCUUCUCAAUGAUCAAAAUUAGUGUUUGUCAAACUGCUAUAUAACCAAUGAAAUUUUUCUGAUUAAGUGGUUGGUUCAAAUUUUUUGAAAUUUUUAUAUUUUUGUCAAAGGGUCAAAGUAAUCAUUUUGUCAAAAUGUUAUGAAAAUUAAACGAGCCAAAUUAAUAUUAGUCAAGGUGUUGGGUACCACCUUAAGAGUUAUUUUGUAGGAUCAAAAUAGUUGAUGUGUAAUCUAAAAAGUGUUAUGGAAGUGUUCAUAAUUUGAUAUUUCAGUGUAAUGGAAUAUUAAGUUUUAUGUAUAACUAGUUUUUAUUCAUCGAUCAUACCAAAUCAAUGUAAAAUUUCUAUUUUAAUGACGAAAUUACCAAAGAUUUGUGAUUUAAAUUUUUAAAGAUUUUUCAUCAUUUAUUCACAAUUCAGCAAUCACAAUUCAUUAUUUAUUUAAAAUGGAGAAAACAGGUUUGACAAUACUUACUUUUAGCAGUAAAUUUAAUUGCAUUGGUUCCCAGUUUUAGAAUUCAAGAAAAAACUGAUAAAAGAGAUUUAUUGGCACCAUGGAUUCAUUACCUUUCAUGGAAAAACCCCCAGAGAGAACCACAGCCUUUGGCAGAAAAACUGGUCCCUCAAUAUUAGAUAUGCAUUAUUUUUACUCCAGAUAUUUUAAAUUUUCUUUUUUUGUAAGAUUAAUUUUAAGGUAACAAGAAUCAUCUGUAUUUGUAGUACUUGGCAAUUUGUUGAUAUGUGAGAAAUACUAUUUGUCAAGUUUUUGUGGGAAAAUUUUCAGAGGCGUUUUCAGUUGUGAUUUAUAAUGCAAAGUUUAAUUUUGAAAUUGAAAUUUUUAUUUUAUAAUAUUUUAUCUUGUCUUUGAUACAGAUUUAAUACAAGCCAUAAAUCAGAUAAUGCCAUGGCUCAUCUGUAAGUGUCAAUGCUUCUUUCUUGUGCCAUAUUGUCUGAAGAAAAUUUGUAUAUUUUUGAAAUACUGUAAAAUGUUCAUACUUCUGACUAGGUUCCUUUCAGACAGUGUCCUUAUGAUAUACUAUUGAUAUUAGGUAUACAGCCUCAGUAGCUUCUUUAAUUUGAUAUAGAAAUAAGAAGAUGUGGUAUAAUUGCCAAUGAGACAACUCUCCACCAGAGACCAAAUGACACAGAAGUUAACACCUUACAGCCUUCAACAAUGAGCAAAACCCUUACCACAUAGUAAUUUGAGUUGGACACAGUUAAUAAGGCCCCUUUCCCUAAUUACAAUAUAUGCUCUAGAGAUAUUGCAAUUGUUACAUUGUAAGAAUAUUUGUUGAUCCUCAUGCACUUAAAAAGAAGUAUUUUUGAAUGAAAUGCUGUUGCAUUAUCAUCAGUGCAUUAUGAACUAGGCAUUUCAAUUUGAAACAGACUGAGAUUAUUCCCCUUUCUUAAACAUGAAGAAUUUUGUUUUGUUAUUGGGCUGCUGCUGUCUUAUUUAUCCAAUACCUCCUAUUACUUGUAUGCCUCAUUGACUUCAGGUGACCUCUUGAUUUCAGCAGUGUUGCAGUCAUUCAAUUGCUUUUUGCAAGUAGAUGGGAUAUCUCUAUUUUUAACUUUAAAGCAGACUGGACAUUUCUCCAUGAUGACAUGUUUAAAUGUACAUGUAUACAUAUAUGAAUAUAUAUGUAGUCAAUCUUUUUUUAACAGUUCAUGAAGAAGUAAGAGUUAAAAAUUUAAUCAUACAAAUUAACCAAGUAUGAUACAUGUAGUGGUUGAAGAACUAUAGAUUUUUAUGUAUAAUGUUUGAAGAACCAAUAUUUUUUUGUGUAUAGUGUGUAUUAAAGAACCAUAGAUUUUAAUGUCUAGGCCAGAUACAUGUCAUUUUACUGUAAAUGUACAUAUGUAAACAUGUGUCAAUUAUUAUUACUAUUUUUGUAUAUUCAUUAUAAGGUAUACAUAUUUAUGUGUAAACAUAUGUUCAUUUGGUGCAAUCUUUGAUUUUCUCAUAUACAUGCAAUGGUCUUAUACAUGUAUGUUUGGUAUAUUGUAUGGGAUUUUUUUGGGUUUUGUUAGGGGAUGAGGUAAUUUAUUUUUAUACGCCCGUUUACGGGACGUAUUAUGGUAUACCGUUGUACGUCCGUCUGUCCGUCCGUCUGUCCGUCCGUCCGUCCGUCCGUCGUCAACACGUCGGACAUUAACUCAAAAACGCUGUAACCAAUUUGCUUAAAACUUUGGUGAAUUGUUUAUAUCUAUUGACAUGAGCUCCCUUUCGUUUUUUAUAAAUUUUAGAUUUUAUGUUUCCGAGUUAUGGGGUUUUAUUCAUUAAAAAAAGGGGGAUUUUCCAGUUUUCGGACAAUAACUCAAGAAUGCUUUCACCAACUUGCAAGAAAUUUUGGUUAAUUGUUUAUAUCUAUUGACAUGAGCUCCCUUUGGAUUUUUAUAAAUUUUAGAUUUUACGUUUCCGAGUUAUGGGGUUUUAUUCAUAAAAAAAAGGGGGAUUUUCCAGUUUUGGGACAAUAACUCAAAAAUGCUUUCAGCAGUUCUCAUGAAACUUUGAUGAAACGUUGAUAUCUAUUGAUGUAAGCUCCCUUUAGAAUUUUAUAAAUUUUAGAUUUUACAUUUCUGAAUUAUGGGGUUUAUUCAUUAAAAAAGGGGGGAUUUUCCAGUUUUCAGACAAAAACUCAAAAAUGCUUUCAGCAAUUCGUAUGAAACUUUGGUGAACUGUUUAUAUCUAUUGAUGUAAGCUCCCUUUAGAAUUUUAUAAAUUUUAUUUGUUUAUAGUCUGACAACAGAUUUACUAAGUAUUGCGCAACAGCACAGUGUAUUGCACAACAGCAAGAAAUCUUUAAUUGAAUAUAAAUUCAAUUCAUAUAACCAACUUCAAGUUCUUUGACUACAUUUAUUCAGAAACCUAUGAUAGAUGUAUGUCAAAUAUUUAAUUACAAUCCAAAUUCAGACCUGUAUCAAGCUUGAAUAUUGUGUCCAUUUUUGCCCCAACUGUUCAGGGUUAGACCUCUGCGGGCGUAUCCAGCUGCGCUCAGCGAAGCAGUUUAUUUCAGUUUUCUAAGUUUUUGAUAUUUUAGUCAGCCCAAAGGCUCUAGGCCUACAAAUUUCCUGAAUAUAUCCUAGUUAUGGAACAGGCCCCAAGUGUUUCCCUUAGAUGGUUUAUGCAUUUUAGUCAGUCUGCCAGCAUUAAUUAAGACCCCAUCCUUAAUCCUUAUAAGUCGAUAUUUGCCCCAUCUUUUAAAAUUCAUGACUACCAUCCUUUCAGUCAAUCCCCCAUUCUUCAAAAAAAAAUCUAAGGAAAACACUGGCGCUGCCUGGAUUUCAUUGUUAAAACUCUUUAAGCCCAAAGGAUUUCCAGGAAAAAUUUCAGACUCUUUAGUUCAUUUAUAUGUUUUGGAGUUUAGUGUGACGUCCAUUUUCACUGAACUAGUACACAAUUUUAUUUAGGGGCCAGCUGAGGACCACCUCCGGGUGCGGGAUUUUCUCGCUGCGUUGAAGACCCAUUGGUGGCCUUUGGCUGUUGUCUGCUCUUUGGUCGGGUUGUUGUCUCUUUGACAUAUUCCCCAUUUCCAUUCUCAAUUUUACUUGCAGUUUUCUUUGUUGUUAUGUACUUUAUACAUAAGGUACAAUUCAAAAUCAUAUUUUGCCUCCUAUUGCACCACUGAAAAGUUUUGUAUUUGGACAUUUACAAAAAGAAAAUUGUUUUUGUCCUUAUAUUUGACCUUUAGGUUUCGUAAAUAUUAAGACAAGGAAUAUUUGAUCUUUAUUGGAAAUCUAUCAUGAAGAAGCCUCUCAUUAGAUUGCCUUCACACAAGUCUUCUCUUUGGCCUAAAGUUAAAAAAGAGUGAUGAAAGUUGUCAACCUUUUAUUCUUUUGUACUGUGAAUUAUUUAUUAUUCGUGGUAUACCAAUUUAGGGGAUUUUAGGGACAUAGGUUAACAGCAAAUUUAUAUGUGCAACUAAGUAAACAUUUUAUUUAGGAUUGUAUUGAGAUUUCAGAAAAAUCACUAAAUCCAAUAUCCACACAAAAUGCAAAUUUUCCUCAAUCCAUGAUAGAUGAAAAUCGGUGCAAGACUUUGGCAAAACCAUGAAAUCAAAUAUCCAUGAAAAUACAAUUGUUCCCUAAUCCAUGAAAAUUGGUUCCUUGGAAAAAGAAAUAAUCCACAGUAUUUUGUUUGUUUUCAGUUUUGAUGUGUGCAUAUUUUUAUUAUGAAGGGAUAUAUUUGGUGGUCUUCAGUAUAAGUUCCCUAAUUUUAUAAAUUGUGAAAAAAAAUGAAAUUUAAAACACAUUUUACCGAUCUUGUGGUUAAGGUUGGUCAUAGUGUAUUAUUUCACUACAACCCAGAUAUAUAUAUAUCUUUUAGACAGCUAUACCCAAAAAUGUCAUUUAAUCAUUGCAAAAAUAUUUAUUCAUUAUUUGAUUUUUUGUUAAAAAGAUGUUUGUUUUUGUUGUUUUGUUGUUGAGGGGUUUUCGUGAGAAAAAAUCUGGUUAUGGGUACAGAAAACCAUAAGUUUUAGUCAUCCAUUUAAUUUAUUUUCAGUUUGUUUAACCAUAAUUGCCUAUUUCAUUGAAAACAUAUGAUUCAAAUUCAUUAGCUUUGGGAAUUCUUUUCUUUUAAUGAAUUUAUAAGAUGUUUUCUUUGAGCCUGAUGACCAUAAUAUAGGUACAAAAACGUGUCCAUUAAAUAAUCUUGUUUUUUUUGUGUAAAUAUUGUUAUAGCCUCAGACGGCCGGAGAAUAGAAUGGGCAAGAAUUGAAGUGCAACCCUGUAUACCCAUGGUGUCCACUUCAGAAUUUGCCAAGCAAAAACUUGCCAAGUAAAGGUUCUUCCUUUUUUUGUAUAUUAUUAUUUUUACAUAGUAUUACAUACCAAUGUAUAUUUAAGCAUAUUAUUUCUGUUUGAAUACGAUUAAAAAAAAAAACUUGAUAUUUUUUAUAUUGCAAAUGUUUUGCAAUUGAUGAAAAAUCUACCACAGAAACAUAUACAAAUGAUAAAUUAUGAUACAAAAUAAUGUAAUAUUUUUGUAGUUUCUAAUGACCCAACUUUAAAGGUUAUCUAUAUUUUUUACCAAUAAUUGUUUUCAAUUUUAUCUUAAGUUUUUUUGUAGCUAGUUUUUUUUUUACUGUCAAGUUUAAGCAUGUCCCUCUUGUUUGAGAUUUGUAUCAAUCAUUCAAAAUAUAGAAGUCCCUGUCUUAUAUGGUCACUACAAUUUAGGGAUUUGAUUUUAACAUAGUCACCUAAGUUUUUUAUUGUCCUCAAAUAUCGAUUAUGUGAUAUAGUAAGAUUAGAAAUUUAUGCUUAUCUGGACUGAAGGAAUGUUUUCAUGGACCAAACGGGUCUAAUGUAGGUAUUUUAUGCUUAUCUGGCCCGAAGGAAUGUUUUCAUGGACCAAACGGGUCUAAUGUAGGUAUUUUAUGCUUAUCUGGCCUGAAGGAAUGUUUUCAUGGACCAAAUGGGUCUAAUGCAGGUAUUUUAUGCUUAUCUGGCCUGAAGGAAUGUUUUCAUGGACCAAACGGGUCUAAUGUAGGUAUUUUAUGCUUAUCUUGCCUGAAGGAAUGUUUUCAUGGACCAAACAGAUCUAAUGUAGGUAUUUUAUGCUUAUCUGACCUGAAGGAAUGUUUUCAUGGACCAAACGGGUCUAAUGUAGGUAUUUUAUGAUUAUCUGGCCUGAAGGAAUGUUAAUAACAGUUGCUUAAUCUGUCAUUCGCUGUAGAUUUUAACAAAAUACUCACCUCUUAAAGUCUAAAACAGACAUUUUGAUAAAUAUCUUUAUUUUCCAACAGCCAUUGAAUAUGUACACCUUUGAUUGAUAGAAAAUACCAAAAAUAUUUUAUGAAUUAGAAGAAAAAGUUUAUAUCUCAACAACCUUUACUGUAAAAAGAGAAAUUUUUUGCAGCAGUUUUAUUUUUGCUAUUUUCCCUUUAAAGUUUGAAACACGAAAAUAAAACUACAGUAAUUGUUUCAUGGGAAUUUAAAUGAUAUGACUAAGACUGUUUAUAAAUAAUACCACAAAAAUAACAAAUUUUAAGUGAUGCAAAUUUGAAUUUUUGAAAAGAUGGCGCAAAAAAUUUCCCAGUUUACAGUAUGGGAGUUGAUAGAGUUGUGAUUCUGUUUUUAGAAUUAUAUUUUGACAACCACUUAAAUCUUUGAGGUGAUAAUAUUUAUACAUUCUUUUAUGGAGCUUUGAAAUAUUGCUUUUUCUGGGAGUUAGUCAAGAAGAAAGAUAUUCUCUUUUUAUUGUGAAGUAGGUCAUGCUGAUGCUCAAAGCAUUCAACCACUUUUAUAGCGUGUCUACAUAAAUAAUUUUAAGAAGUGUACAGGGUAGAUAUAUAACCCCUUAUUGUCCAUUUGUAUUUAAAAAAAAUAUAGUCCCCUUAUUUGAUUUUUUUUAUAAUGCACAUAGACAGUAAUCAGCUAUAUAUCUGGUCUUGCGGUCAUAAAUAUUUUGAGCAUAAUUAUUGUGCUCGGACUCAGAAAUCAACCAAUCAAAAGACUGUAUUUGGUGUUUCGUGCACAAAUUUUGUACACUAAGCAUUGAGUAAAGUUUUAUGACUGAGGGCCCUGAUCUGGAAUAAACCACCUGUGCACAUGACCCUAUAAGGCAGUGACUUGUAUGUGUUAGUAGGUUACCUUUAUACUUAAGUUUUUGUUAAGAUCACUUUAUGAUCGGUUAUAUUAUUGUUGCAUUUAUUAUAUAUAAUACUCCAACAUUAUCCAAGUUUUGUAUCAGGAAUAAACUAUCACAAAUA
This is a messenger RNA of Mytilus californianus (California mussel), 10072 nucleotides long. Its product is annotated as protein phosphatase 1F-like. The record is from RefSeq and is a predicted model, not a curated record. The transcript is spliced from 7 exons. Bases 55 to 2529 code for a protein of 824 amino acids. Lineage: Eukaryota; Metazoa; Mollusca; Bivalvia; Mytilida; Mytilidae. Gene Ontology annotation, biological process: negative regulation of protein kinase activity; protein dephosphorylation. Gene Ontology annotation, molecular function: protein serine/threonine phosphatase activity; cation binding.